UGCGGAAGGGCUCAGAACCUCCCGAAGCGGAGCGGCAUUUGAGAUUGAUUCCUGUGGCCUUCUAAAUGAUUGAAUAAUGAUGAAAAUAGACCCAAAAUAAUAAGUGAUUCUUAUACUGAUGCCAUAGAAGAAUCUUCAUAUCACCUCCCAGUAGUUUGAUUCAGUCUUCUGGAAGGGUCUACAGAACCAAGUGACGUACAGAAAACUGAAGAGAAGAAAACUUGACUUUGGAACUAUCUUUCUUCUUGCCCCUUAACAUUUUCCUCUCCCUACCCAAUCUUUCUAUUUGUUUUAAUUGCUUUGAGUUUAUAAUGCAGACCAAGAAAAAAAUAUAUAUUUGGGAGCUUUAUGCCAGAAAAUUUAACUUUUAAAGCUGCUAUUCUGUGGAGGGGAACUUAUAUCAAGUUCCUGUCUUUUUUUAAUACUGAUUUCUCAAAUACUUAGAUUUUGAAGUAUAGGCAAAUUAAAAAACAUUCACACUACUAUUUAGCAGUUGUGUUUGAAUUAUGAGAUAUGUAAAUUAAGAGCCUUUCACAUCUAUGUUUUGCCUCUGGAGUUGACUGCUCAGAUCUUUUAUAACUCUUAAAGAAUUAUUAUCUUUUACUUUGAUGACAUAAUCUGUCCACAUGAGACUCUAUCUCUUUCCAGCUAUGACUUUGUUAUGAACAGUUUUUAUAUUCACUGUGCAGAUGUCCAUGUAUUAUCUAUUUAAUAGAAGAAGUAUCACUCAAGAGAAUUGAAUGAGGUGAACAUAAGCAUAACUCUUCCCCCUUUCCCCCAUUUUUAAAUGUAACAAAUACUUAUCUCCCCCUUUCUCCCUCCCCCCUUCUCCUUUCCCCGUUUGGAAAAGUAUCAGAAACUAAAUAAAGAUGAGCAAUCUAGGGAACUGAGAGUGAGCAGCACAGAACCUGGCUUCUUUGCGUUUCAUCACAAGACUUGCUACUGGCCAGCCUAAUUAAGCACACUUAACAAGAAAACCUUGAGAAAUAUCCAGCUAACAAGACUCAAGGAGUUCAGGAGACAGGACCACAGAGGUUACACUCUGGGAUCCUGGCCAUGAGGUUGGAUGUCUCACCUUGCUGAAAAGAGACACUGGACCUAAAUGGUGCAGCAUGACUUUGUUCCUGCUUGGCUAAAUUUUUCAACACCACAGUCAUCUAAGUCACCUACAGCCACCUUUGAAAAACAUGGAGAGCACCUACCACGAGGAGAUGGUAGGUUUGGAAUAAGCCGUCGAAGACAUAAUUCCUCUGACGUUUUUAACAAUGGGCCUCUGAGAACUACAGGAGAUUCGUGGCACCAGCAUUCCCUGUUUCGUCAUGAUUCUGUGGACUCUGGUGUUUCUAAGGGAACAUAUGCUGGAAUCACAGGGACCCCAUCUGGUUGGCAUGGCUCCUCCCGAGGUCAUGAUGGCAUGAACCAGCGUAGUGCAAGUGGCACAGGGAACCAUCGCCAUUGGAAUGGCAGCUUCUACUCUCGGAAAGGUUGUGCCUUUCAGGAAAAGCCUCCCACAGAGAUUAAGGAAGAAAAGAAAGAAGAUAAAAUAGAUAAGUUGCAGUUUGAAGAGGAAGACUAAAAUCCACCUUGUGCCAAGCUACCGUCCAAGAUGCUAGUCAUCAAAAAAGUUUCCAAAGAGGAUUCUGCUGCUGCCUUCUCUGCUGCAUUCACCUCACCAGGAUCUCAUCAUACAAAUGGAAACAAAUCAUCAAGUAUGAUUCCAAGUGUAUAUAAGAACCUGGCUCCUAAGCCUGCACCACCUCCUUCCAAUCCCAAUGCAUGGAAAACUAACAGAAUGGAACACAAGUCAGGAUCCCUUUCUUCUAGUCAGGAGUCUGCAUUUACCAGUCCAAUCUCUGUUACCAAACCAGUACUACUGGCUAGUGGCUCUAUUCUGAGCUCUCCCAAAGAGAGUCCCUCCAGCACCACACCUCCAAUUGAGAUAAGGUCCUCUCGUCUGAUCAAGUUGACCCGCGGAACUUCUGACAAGAAGAGUGAGUUCUUGAAGACUCUGAAGGAUGACUGGAAUCGAGACUUCUCAGAGAACAGAGACUGUGACAAGAUGGAGGAUAACAGCACACCAGAACCAAAGGAAAAUGGAGAGGAAGACUGUCAUAAGACUUUCCUAAUUCACCCUGUAAAUGAGGAAAGGGAGGUCCUCUCACACUCUCUGGAAGCAGAACACCAGUUACUGAAAGCAAUGGGAUGGCAAGAAUAUCCUGAAAAUGAUGAGAAUUGCCUUCCUCUCACGGAGGAUGAGCUAGAGUUCCACAUGAAGACAGAGCAGCUGAGAAGAAAUGGCUUUGGUAAGAAUGGCUUCCUGCAGAGCCGCAGUUCCAGCCUCUUCUCCCCUUGGAGAAGUACCUGUAAAGCAGAGCUUGAAGACUCAGACGCAGAAACCAGUAGCAGUGAAACAUCAGAUGACGAUGCCUGAAAGUAGGGCAUACAAAUGUUGGUAGUUAAAUCUGAUCCAGGAAACUCAGCUUAAGUGUUUAGGGAAUGUACAAAAAAUUAUUCUUUGCCUUUGCCUUGUCCUAGGCUCUUGAUAUUUCAUGCACAAGGGAAGUAUUCAUAUCCCAAAGAGCAAAUGUCUUGUUAAGCUUUUGUUCUUUUCCCCUGUUUUCUGCUUAAUAGAAGUUUGUGGUGGGAAAGAUUUUUUAAAUGCACACACAUACAGUAUAGAUGGGGCAAUGCACAGGUGGGAGCUGGCUAUGCAGAGAAGAAACUUCUGCAGCAGCUUCUACUACCAGCCCUUGGGGCGUGCACCCCUGUGCUCAAUCAAUCAUUGUCAAUGACAAAGUGACUAUUGAAGUUAUAAUUGUAUUAAAUUAAUGCUAAUAAUUUGGAUAUUUUAUUUUAUUUUUGGCUGCUCGGGUAACAUUAGCCCUUACUAAGCAUAAGUGGUUUUCUUUCUUUAUUUUCCCUUUUUGGCUACAGCUGUAAAAUAUUUGCAUAUAAGAAAUGUUAUGUUAUUCUUGCAGCCUUGAUAUUCAGGGUGGUUUGUAAAAUAUGAAUUUUUGUGAAAUUUAAAAGACGAUUAAGAUUAUUUUGAUAACAUUAUUUACAGAUUUAAAAGAUCUGGUUAUCACAAGUCUGUUGAGGGGGGAAAACUGCUGCAUAAAAUAACUAACUUGGAAUAAAUAUUUUGCAUCAGUUUGAAUAAAAAAAA
Messenger RNA from Suncus etruscus (white-toothed pygmy shrew), 3166 nucleotides. RefSeq names its product vasculin-like protein 1. Gene Ontology annotation, biological process: DNA-templated transcription; positive regulation of DNA-templated transcription. NCBI's taxonomy places the organism in Eukaryota, Metazoa, Chordata, Mammalia, Eulipotyphla, Soricidae. Gene Ontology annotation, cellular component: nucleus. The record is from RefSeq and is a predicted model, not a curated record. Gene Ontology annotation, molecular function: RNA binding; DNA binding.